AUGCCAUUUCGAAAACGUAGAAAAACCUAUCCAGCUAAAACUAAGCUGGUACAAGGCCUGAAGCCUGCCACCAGUUACCCAGAUCAAUCCAGCCCAAGGCUUGCAGCCACCUCAGACUCGACCUGCCAGGCCAGUCAGAGUAGCCUCAAGGACCAGGAGGUAAACAGCAGGAAGAGGCCCAGUCAGUACUGCCCACUGCCACAGCCUGCACUGGCCAAAGCCGCGCCGAAGCGCAAGAGGCAGUUCAGUUCCGCAACCUUCGCUUCCAACUACUCAGUUGGAGAGCUGCUGGGGUCUGGAGGGUUCGGAUCGGUCUAUGCAGGAAUAAGGAAGUCGGAUGGACAAGAGGUGGCCAUAAAGUACAUCCACAAGACUAAAGCAAAAAAACACAUUAUCAUGCAUGGUGGCAGGCGUCUUCCUCUAGAGGUCGCCCUGAUGACUAUGGUCUCUCAGCCGUCAUCAUGCGUUAAUGUCCUGAAGCUGCUGGACUGGUUUGAAGAGCCUCUUCAUUACAUUCUGGUCUUGGAGCGACCCAGUCCCUGUUCCGACCUCCUUGAUUUCAUCAGGAUUUUUGAUGGUCGGUUGUCAGAGAUUCAAGCCAGGCAGAUCAUGAGGCAGGUUGUUGAAGCCCUGAUUCACUGCCGCGAUUGUGGUGUUUUCCACCGCGACGUGAAAUCAGAAAACAUCCUGGUCAACCUCAUCGAUUGGACAGUGAAACUGAUAGACUUUGGCUGUGGGGAUCUCUACCAAUACAGCCCCUAUUAUCACUUUGCUGGCACCUACUGUCCACCCGAGUAUUUCCUGAAUGGGAGCUACGAGGCUUGCCAUGCCACCACAUGGUCUCUGGGAGUGCUACUCUCUGAACUGGUAUGUGGUGACUUGCCAUUUAACAGCAAAGGAGAGACCAUUCUUGACCAGCCAGGGUUUACUGCGGGUCUGUCCAAAGCUAAAACUAAGCUGGUACAAGGCCUGAAGCCUGCCACCAGUUACCCAGAUCAAUCCAGCCCAAGGCUUGCGGCCACCUCAGACUCGACCUGCCAGGCCAGUCAGAGUAGCCUCAAGGACCAGGAGGUAAACAGCAGGAAGAGGCCCAGUCAGUACUGCCCACUGCCACAGCCUGCACUGGCCAAAGCCGUGCCGAAGCGCAAGAGGCAGUUCAGUUCCGCAACCUUCGCUUCCAGCUACUCAGUUGGAGAGCUGCUGGGGUCUGGAGGGUUCGGAUCGGUCUAUGCAGGAAUAAGGAAGUCGGAUGGACAAGAGGUGGCCAUAAAGUACAUCCACAAGACUAAAGCAAAAAAAUACAUUAUCAUGCAUGGUGGCAGGCGUCUUCCUCUAGAGGUCGCCCUGAUGACUAUGGUCUCUCAGCCGUCAUCAUGCGUUAAUGUCCUGAAGCUGCUGGACUGGUUUGAAGAGCCUCUUCAUUACAUUCUGGUCUUGGAGCGACCCAGUCCCUGUUCCGACCUCCUUGAUUUCAUCAGGAUUUUUGAUGGACGGUUGUCAGAGAUUCAAGCCAGGCAGAUCAUGAGGCAGGUUGUUGAAGCCCUGAUUCACUGCCGCGAUUGUGGUGUUUUCCACCGCGACGUGAAAUCAGAAAACAUCCUGGUCAACCUCAUCGAUUGGACAGUGAAACUGAUAGACUUUGGCUGUGGGGAUCUCUACCAAUACAGCCCCUAUUAUCACUUUGCUGGCACCUACUGUCCACCCGAGUAUUUCCUGAAUGGGAGCUACGAGGCUUGCCAUGCCACCACAUGGUCUCUGGGAGUGCUACUCUCUGAACUGGUAUGUGGUGACUUGCCAUUUAACAGCAAAGGAGAGACCAUUCUUGACCAGCCAGGGUUUACUGCGGGUCUGUCCAAAGAGUGCAUUGACCUCCUCAAUUGGUGUAUGUGCACGGACCCCGAUGACAGACCAGACCUAGAGGACAUUCUAACACACGACUGGCUGUCAGGACCAAACUUCUUUUAA
This is a messenger RNA of Sardina pilchardus (European sardine), 1965 nucleotides long. RefSeq names its product serine/threonine-protein kinase pim-2-like. The record is from RefSeq and is a predicted model, not a curated record. Gene Ontology annotation, molecular function: protein serine/threonine kinase activity; ATP binding. Gene Ontology annotation, cellular component: cytoplasm. Lineage: Eukaryota; Metazoa; Chordata; Actinopteri; Clupeiformes; Clupeidae. Gene Ontology annotation, biological process: negative regulation of apoptotic process; regulation of mitotic cell cycle; protein autophosphorylation. The transcript is spliced from 12 exons. Bases 1 to 1965 code for a protein of 654 amino acids.